Helicoverpa armigera (cotton bollworm) is the source of this 3081-nucleotide messenger RNA. RefSeq names its product division abnormally delayed (gene dally). Gene Ontology annotation, cellular component: cell surface; extracellular region; plasma membrane. The record is from RefSeq and is a predicted model, not a curated record. Gene Ontology annotation, biological process: positive regulation of canonical Wnt signaling pathway; cell migration; regulation of protein localization to membrane. NCBI's taxonomy places the organism in Eukaryota, Metazoa, Arthropoda, Insecta, Lepidoptera, Noctuidae. Bases 155 to 1810 code for a protein of 551 amino acids. The transcript is spliced from 9 exons.
GCGGCGUGCGGCGGCCGGCAGUCCGGGACGGCGCACCGAUGUGGGAGCACGCGCCGCGCUCUCCGCUCCACAAGACGAACGCGCGCUCGCGAGUGUGUUGCACUACAACUGAGUUUAUUUGAGAACUUUGUUUUGAUCAGUGUGUCUGGUGAACAUGAGGUGUUUAGUGCUGGUGUUGUUGGCGGCGCCGGCGCUGGCGGCGGCGGCCGGCGUGCCGUGCGCCCUGGCCGGCGACUUCCUCCAGCGACACAACGUAACAGCUGAUGAUGACUACGUAUCAGGUGAAAUCUGCGGCGGCCAGUGUUGCGGGCGAGGGCGUGAAGUGCAGCUGCAAUCUGCACUGCGCCGCGCAGCCGAGGCCACCACUACUGCACCGGUGCAGCGGACUGCCAGCCUGCUGCUCAAUACUAAGCAGUCGUUACAGGACCACCUAACGGGGCUGUCACACCAAUCACAGAACAAGACAGCGACGCUUUUCACGCAGCUCUAUCGAGGGCACGCGACACGAACCGUCCAGCCUCUGGCCACAUUAUACGAUGACAUCCGAACGGUUCUCCGAGCUGAAGGGGUGACCAGCGAGAGCCUCAGUGCGGGCCCGCCGAAAGACCUCACAGCCACUGCGAAGAAGUUCUUCAGAGAUCUGUUCCCAGUGGCGUACCAUAAUGUACUGAAGUUGGAUUCCAAGCAGUUCACGCCUGAGUAUGAAGUCUGUUUGAAGGAUGCGUAUGAUGCAGUCCAGCCUUUUGGAGAUGUGCCGCAACAGCUGGGCACGUCACUAUCGCGGUCACUGGAAGCGGCGCGCGCGCUUCUACAAAUGUUGGCAGUAGGUGCUGAUGUACUCUCGUCUGCUGAGCGAGUGCUGGCCACUGGUACUGACAACUGUGCUGAGCGUCUACUGAGGGCGGCUGGCUGUGCUCACUGCCAGGGACACGAUGUCAGGCCUUGUAGGAGCUAUUGUCUCAAUGUGGUUAGAUGGUGCAUUGGCUCCCUGGUGUCAGAGCUGGACGCUCCCUGGGCUGGCUACGUGGAGGGAGUCGAAAGGCUCACCAAAGUAGACGCAGACGUUGCCCUCAGAGAACUAGAGACUAAAGUCUCUAAAGCCAUCAUGUACGCGCUCGAGAACAGAGCCGUCUCCGAAAACAAGGUUCGCCAAGAAUGCGGUCCCCCAGCCACAAUGGACAGCCCAGUUCUAUCAUCAGCCAUCCCCACUCCUGGUUCAAUUCGUCGCGACAACCUUCGAGCGCCACCACCAGACACAGAACUGUUACUAUUUGCAGCCACCCUCGCGUCGAAUAAGAAACUCUUUGCUGGACUAGCGGAUCGAGUUUGUGACAAACCUGACUUCGCUGCUGAGGAGAAUGAGCGCUGUUGGAAUGGCAACGCUAUAGCUGACUACACGAAGCCACUAACGUUAUCGUCUUCACCGAGCGAUCAGAAGUACAACCCCGAGUCCACGGGAGACGCACCCAAGGAUGCAAGAGUCGCCGUGUUGGCUGACAGGCUGCAGCAGGCUAGACAGUUGCUAGUAUCAUACUCACGCAGUAAGGAGCUGUCAGCCGAGGCGUUCAUGCAAGGCGACGAGGCCGGUGAAGAAGGGUCAGGCUCCGGCCGCAGCUACCCUGAGGAUUACGACUCCGAGGGUUCCGGAGGAGAAGACGGCUCCGGAGACCACGAUGGAAUAAGCAAAACGUACAACAACGAGUCUCCACCGGACUCGUCGACGCCGAAGGUGUUCAACGCAGCGGGAACCACGUGCAGUGCAUCAGUGUUGGUACUACUGCUGGCUGCCAUCGCCGCGCGUCUCACCUAAGCGACGCAGCGCACGUAAGAAUAACCAUAUCAUUGUGGAGGCGAGUGAACGAGUGACUGACUGGCUCUCGCGCACGGACCCCACCCCUCGUGCUGUCCCGCUCACACGUGCGUGGCGCGAGCGGGACGGGUGAUGCUGCGCAGUGCGCGAGCCACAUAGUGUAGUGACGUAACACAGACACGAGAGUGACGCGUUCGUUGUAGCUAGUCGUAAAGUACGGUAGUGUCCGAUGCCAGAUUUCCGCGUAUUUACAAACAUAUUUUAUAUCGAAAUGUCAAUGCACGCCACAAUCCCCGAUGCAUUUAAGAUAUUUUAACGUUUGUAAUUGUACAGUGCAUAUCCCAGUAACGUGUACAGUGCAUAUCGAUGUUGUCUUCAUUUUGUAAAUAUUUUUUUGAAGAAUCUUCUUAGUAUUAGGUGGAAAUAUACAUUGUAAUGGAAGCUUUACUAUACUUCUGCAUUUAAAACUUGGAGGUGAUCGUGAAAUUUAUUGUCAUAAUAAUAAUAAAUUAUUUGAGAAAUCUUUAAUCAUUGUUGAACACUAGCUGAUUGGCAAUAAUUUUAUUAAGAAAAAUGUAUAACGAUUAGAAGCGAGUGAUAACUCUUAAAUAAGGAUUCUGUGUACAGAUUGUGUAAAUACCUGAAAUCCUACUGGUCUAGGUGCUUAGCUAGUAAAUAUAUUUCGUUGCCAUAUUAAAAUUACGGAUAUUAUUAUUUAUAAUAUUAAUUAAGUCAUAAUUUAAACUAAUAUUAUGUUAUGUGAUACUGAUUAGUUUGUAAGUUGAUGCACGAGAUGCAUCGUAUUGUUUAAUAUAAUUGGUUUAUUCAUUCAUGUAACGACUAAAUACUAAAUAUCGAACACCUGAAUGCAAUAUAAAGUUCCAUCUUAACAAGAUAAACUAAAAUAACAUUACUAUAUAAAUAGCUGUAUGUUUGUUGUGUAUAAUUUAUUUACUACAGGCCUAAAUACCCAUGUUUAUUCAGAUAUAUAAAUAUUUAGUUUCCAGUAUCAAUAAACCAGUAAUGUAGGUAAAAUGAAAUGACAAGAAAAAAAAAACAAAAUAAAAAUAUAAGUUAUAUGUAGCAAUAAAUACGUUUGUAAAUUGCUUUAAAGAUUAGUGAAUAUAUAAUAAAGUGUUGCGGUCAUGUAAUGGCUGCGUUUUGUAUGUAUCGUAGAUAUGGGGUGUUGACGCGAGGACCACACGGAAUGUGGGGAACUGUCGCUACAAUCAAAAUAAUUUUAAUAAUGAUCACAAUUUCAAAUAAAAAUU